CAUUUGUAAUGACGUCAUCAUUUGAUGCGUACACAUGGUGGUUGCAUUUUUGUACGCACGCUUGGUUUCCGGUUUUCGCUUGCUUCGACUAAAACAAAGGUUCUGUUUUUAAAAAGUCUUGAGUAUGCAGCCUUCACCUCAACGAUAUCCUUCACCGGGGCCCCCAAUCCGUCCACCUUAUUCACAACCUGGAUAUGGAGCAGGCCCAAGACCAAGUUACCCACCACCACCAGGUUCCAUGGGAAUGCCACCUAGAAUGGGUAUGCACACUGGUAUGCCACCCCAUCAUGGCUUCAGCUCUUCUGCCACAACCCCUCCUCCCUCAACUGUCUCAACUGGCAGCAACACUGGCAGUGGCUCAAAGGGCUCAAGCUCCACCAAGAACAAAGAAACCUCCACAAUGCCACGUGCAGGCAUGUCUCAGGGUAUGCCCCCUCCUCCCAGCAUUCAAGGAGGUAUGGACCGCAAACGGCCACCACCACCAGAUCUUCGUGUGCAAGCUGCUCAGCAGAUGAAAGCGAAGAAAAAGAAGAAAAUUGCAGACAAAAUCCUAACCCAGAGAGUACGCGAUCUGGUACCAGAGUCACAGGCAUACAUGGAUCUCCUGGCAUUCGAAAGAAAGUUGGAUGCUACCAUAAUGCGCAAACGUCUUGACAUUCAAGAGGCACUGAAACGGCCAAUGAAGCAAAAGCGAAAGUUGAGGAUAUUCAUCUCCAACACAUUCUUUCCUCCAAAAGAAGGAGAGGAUGGAGAAGAAUCUGUUCCUUCAUGGGAACUAAGAGUAGAAGGGCGUCUUCUUGAGGAUGCAGCAACAGCCAAGCUGAGUGAUGCCAAUAAAGUCAAGCGGAAAUUUUCUUCCUUCUUUAAGAGUCUUGUGAUUGAACUGGACAAAGAUCUUUAUGGACCUGAUAAUCAUUUGGUAGAGUGGCACAGAACUCCAACCACUCAGGAGACCGAUGGAUUCCAGGUGAAGCGACCUGGGGACCAGAAUGUCAAAUGCACUGUACUCCUAAUGCUGGACUAUCAGCCGAUGCAGUUCAAGCUGGACCCACGUUUGGCACGUUUGUUGGGUAUACACACUCAGACCCGCCCAGUUAUCAUCAAUGCCCUUUGGCAGUACAUUAAGACACACAAAUUACAAGAUCCUUAUGAGAGGGAGUUUAUCAACUGUGACCGAUACCUUGAACAGAUUUUUGACUGCAAGCGAAUGAAGUUUGCUGAAAUCCCUUCUAAACUGCACCCUCUUCUGAUGCCACCAGAUCCCAUUGUUAUCAACCAUGUGAUUACCUGGCGCGACAAGGGUAUUCCAUGGAACAAAAGUUUGACAUCAUCUGUAAGGCUCGAGGGUCCUGAUGCAAAGAAGACAGCUUGCUAUGAUAUCGAUGUUGAAGUGGAUGAUACACUAAAACAGCAGAUGAACUCCUUCCUGUUGUCAGCUCAAAGCCAACAGGAAAUCAGUUCUUUGGACAACAAGAUUCACGAGACUGUAGAAACCAUCAACCAGCUAAAAACUAACCGUGAGUUCUUCUUAAGCUUUGCUCGUGAUCCUCAAGAAUUCAUGAACAACUGGCUCAUCUCUCAGACUAGAGAUCUGAAGACCAUGACCGAUGUGGUGGGUAACCCUGAAGAAGAACGCAGGGCUGAUUUCUUUUACCAACCAUGGUCACAAGAGGCUGUGUGUCGGUAUUUCUAUGGCAAGGUUCAGCAACGCAGAAUGGAGCUGGAACAGGCUCUUGGAUUGCGCAACACAUAAGUGUAACAAAACACAGUUGGAUAAAGUUUGUGAAGAUU
Molecule: messenger RNA, 1791 nt
Organism: Pomacea canaliculata
Lineage: Eukaryota; Metazoa; Mollusca; Gastropoda; Architaenioglossa; Ampullariidae
Product: SWI/SNF-related matrix-associated actin-dependent regulator of chromatin subfamily D member 1-like
Biological process (GO): regulation of transcription by RNA polymerase II
Cellular component (GO): nucleus; SWI/SNF complex
Source: RefSeq, a predicted model, not a curated record